ACACUUGUUUUGCACUAGAUGGACAAGUCUGGCAAAGUGAUUGCAAAGUGGGAUAGUAGAGCAACAAAAAUUUACACAGAAAUUUGUGUAGAAGAGGCCAAUGCACGGAACAGGCCACAACAAUUUCUAAAUGCCGAAGGGUAUUCUAACCUCAUAUGGAAGUUUAAGGAACGCACUGGUCGCACUUACACCAGGGAUCAAAUAAAGAAUAGGUGGGACUCCUUAAAGACAAUGUUCACCCAGUGGAAAACUCUUAAUGAAAGGGCUACAGGUCUUGGUCGAGACCCUCAUACUGGUUCAAUCAGUGCGCCAGAUGAGUGGUGGGCUAAGCAAAAUGAAGCAAUGCCAGGGUGUAUUAUGUUCAAAACAGCCCCCCUAGAGAAUGAGGACGAGCUAAAGGUUAUGUUUGGACCCAUUGUCUGCACAAAUGAAAGAACCCUUGUUCCUGGCGUCGAGGAUGCAAAUUCAUCAUCUGAUGAUCAUGUCGAAGCCACUUUAGGUGGGGGUGAAAACAGCACACCUGACCCAUGCUCAAAUGCGACUGGGAAGCGUAAGGUGCGUCAUGAUUCUCCUAAACCAAAGAAGAAAAAAGAUAUGAGGGAAGAGUACAUGAAACGCCUAGUGGAGGCUUUUGAGUCGCGUUCAAUGACCACUAACAAGUCCAUAACCUCUGCUGAGACCGACCCUGUUCGUGUUGAGGUUAUUGCGCAGUUGCAACAAGUAAUCGAUGAUGGUUCACCAGAAGGCAGCGACCUACAUUUGUUUGCCACUCAUCUGUUGAUUGAGAAAAAGUAUAGAGAUGUAUUUGCAUCACUGAAGACCAAAGAAGGAAGGAACGCUUGGCUGCGCCGUGCUUUCGAGAUUGAUGUUAAAAAGUCCACUUAGAUGGAGGUCGUCCGACAACAGAGGCUGAUGUUCACUAUUAUGUUAGUCGUGUCACUAUUAUGAGUCUUGUCGUGUUACAAAAUAAACAUGUCGUACGCAUAAUUUUCCCUUUCGAACAAUUUUGCAAUUAUUCGAGUUGAACAUGUAUUUGAAUAA
Molecule: messenger RNA, 1041 nt
Organism: Zea mays
Lineage: Eukaryota; Viridiplantae; Streptophyta; Magnoliopsida; Poales; Poaceae
Product: L10-interacting MYB domain-containing protein-like
Exons: 2
Coding region: 19-885 (288 amino acids)
Source: RefSeq, a predicted model, not a curated record